This is a messenger RNA of Triticum aestivum (bread wheat), 1839 nucleotides long. RefSeq names its product DNA damage-binding protein cmr1. The record is from RefSeq and is a predicted model, not a curated record. Gene Ontology annotation, biological process: regulation of DNA damage checkpoint. The transcript has 4 exons. Gene Ontology annotation, molecular function: protein binding; DNA binding. Gene Ontology annotation, cellular component: nucleus. Lineage: Eukaryota; Viridiplantae; Streptophyta; Magnoliopsida; Poales; Poaceae. The coding region runs from base 142 to 1452 and encodes 436 amino acids.
UGCGGCGCUCUUCUUUGCCGCCGCUCCUCUCCCCGCGCUCUGCGAUACCUCCCGCCGUUCCCCCCUCCUCUCUCCGCGCUCUCCAAAGUCCAAACCCUUUCGUUCCCCCGCUCCCACACCCACCAGGAGAUUCCCCCAACAAUGGCGGAGGACGGCCUCAACGACUACGAGCGCCUUCGCCAGGAGAACAUCCGCCGCAACCAGGAAAAGCUCGCCCCCCUCCGCCGCAAGGCCGACGAGCUCUCCGCCGCCAUCCGGCUCGCCAAACCUAAGCGGCCGUAUCAGGCCAGGCCCAAGCCCACGGCCCCGACCGGCCCCGUCCGCUCCUCCGGCCGCGCCCGCGGCGUCGCCCCCGACAACCUCCCCCCGGAUCUCAGAAGCACCCGCCUCGCGCCCUCGCUCGCCUCCUCCAUCCUCGGGGUUCCCCCGCCGGAGGGGGCCAAGGUUCGUGCGGCGGGCGAUUUCGAUGCUGGGAGGGACAUGGUGCUGAUGCCCGCGCACGCGAGGAAGGUGAUGCCCUGUUGCAUAGUGUCGAUGCGGGUCCUUCCGCUCGCCGACCGGACCGUGGUGGCGGCGGGCGACAGAAUGGGGAAUAUUGGGUACUGGGACGUCGACGGUGUCUCGGAGGAUGCAGAUGGGGUGUUCCGUUAUUGGCCACACAAGGGCCCUGUGUUAGCAAUCGUGGCGCACCAGGCGGCACCACACAAGGUUUACAGCUCUAGCCAUCAGGGUGAUAUUUGUCUUAUGGACUUUGAGGAGGAAAAGUACAGUAUCAUCCAUUUAUGGGAGUGGCCUGUUUAUUCGCUUUGUCAAGCGCAAAAUAGUGUCGGAUGCCUAUAUUUUGGUGAUGGAAAAGGUGGCCUGACACUUUCUGAUGAGCGCGUGGGUAAGGUGUUAACUACAUGGGAUGUGCAUGAGGACAGAAUCAACUCAAUAGAUUUUCAUCCGGAGAAGCCACAUAUGCUUGCUACCAGUUCAACGGAUCGAACAGCCUGUAUAUGGGAUGUGAGAAAUAUAAAAACGAAGGAGCCAGAUAGCCUGAAGGUUUUCAAACUUAACAAUUCUGCUCAGUCAGCUUAUUUCUCACCUAGUGGCCGCAUGUUAGCAGUAACAAGCUCCAGCAUUUGUGGUACUGUCCAAGUAUUUAGCAUGGAUGACUUUGAAAAGUCGCAUACUGUGGAGUAUAAUGACCAGAAAGGCUGUUGGCCUUCUAAAUCCAAGGUUAUCUGGGGCUGGAACGACACCGACCUAUAUGCUGGAAACAGAAGCAAGGGAAUAGACAUUAUCUCAGUUGAUGUCAAUGACAGUGGCCUCUCGGUUCAGAACAGCUCAUGUCUUAGGAGUGAACACAUGACAUGCAUUCCACACCAGUUUUCUGCACACCCAUAUAAAGUUGGCUAUCUUGCCUGUUCAAGCUCCAGCAGCAAUGUCUUCCUUUGGACCAGAACUUAAAUCAAAAAGAUUUCUAGUAGCUGACUUGUGAAUUGUUCCUGGCUUUGUUAUUACUAAGUCAUGCUUGGAAGAUUAUUACCUAAUCUUCCUUUACGUCCUGCCCAAGAAAUGUAUAAUAUUUAGUACUCCCUCUGUCCCAGAAUGCAAUACGUUUUUUCAAGCUAUGUUAACAUGCAAAAACGUCUUGCAUUAUGGGACAGGGGGUAGUAAGUAUCAUUCUACCGUUUGAUAUUUAAGAUGGUGGAUCUGCUGAAUGUUGUGCUACGAGGAAUAGAAUCUCGUGACGCGGAUAUAAAACCGUAUUCACAGUGUUGUCACAGUACAUGUUAGUAUUAUUGCACAUGCAAAUACAAGUAUUGCUGAUCUCCUGCUAUGGCAGUGCUAUAA